GCGGUCAAUGAGCCUGCGCAGACCGCGCGGCGAGGUGGGGGAGGGCGGUCCGUGUGUGUCUGUGUUGUUGUUCGGCGGCAGCGGCGGCGGCGGUAAGAUGGCUGCCCACGGGGGCUCCGCGGCGUCGUCGGCGCUGAAGGGGUUAAUUCAGCAGUUCACCGCCAUCACCGGUGCAAGUGAAAGUGUAGGGAAACAUAUGCUUGAAGCCUGCAACAAUAAUCUGGAGAUGGCAGUCACUAUGUUUCUGGAUGGUGGAGGAAUCGCUGAAGAGCCCAGUACCAGUUCAGCAAGUGUCUCCACUGUCAGACCACACACAGAAGAAGAAGUUCGUGCUCCAAUUCCUCAAAAGCAGGAAAUAUUGGUGGAACCAGAACCUUUGUUUGGUGCUCCUAAAAGACGACGACCUGCACGUUCAAUAUUUGAUGGUUUCCGGGAUUUUCAAACUGAAACUAUUCGGCAAGAACAAGAAUUAAGAAAUGGAGGAGCAAUAGAUAAGAAACUAACUACCCUUGCAGAUCUAUUCCGGCCACCCAUUGAUUUGAUGCAUAAAGGCAGCUUUGAAACAGCCAAAGAGUGUGGCCAGAUGCAGAAUAAGUGGCUGAUGAUAAACAUUCAAAAUGUACAAGACUUUGCAUGCCAGUGCCUCAACCGUGAUGUAUGGAGCAAUGAAGCUGUGAAGAAUAUUAUCCGGGAACAUUUCAUUUUCUGGCAGGUUUAUCAUGACAGUGAGGAAGGUCAGAGAUACAUACAGUUUUAUAAGCUAGGGGAUUUCCCCUAUGUUUCCAUCUUGGAUCCACGGACAGGUCAGAAGCUAGUAGAGUGGCACCAGUUAGACGUAUCUUCUUUCUUGGACCAAGUGACAGGAUUUCUGGGUGAACAUGGGCAACUGGAUGGACUUUCUAGCAGUCCCCCCAAAAAAUGUGCCCGUUCAGAGAGCCUUAUAGAUGCAAGUGAAGACAGCCAGCUAGAAGCUGCCAUCAGAGCCUCCUUGCAAGAGACACAUUUUGAUUCAACACAGACAAAACAGGAUAGCCGCUCAGAUGAAGAAUCUGAAUCUGAACUUUUUUCUGGCAGUGAGGAGUUCAUAUCUGUUUGUGGCUCUGAUGAAGAAGAGGAGAUAGAGAAUCUUGCCAAGUCCAGAAAGUCUCCCCACAAAGAUUUGGGGCAUAGAAAAGAAGAAAACAGAAGGCCACUAACUGAGCCCCCAGCCAGAACUGAGCCUGGAACAGCCACAAACCACCAAGGAUUGCCAGGUGUAGAUUCAGAAAUAUUGGAGAUAUCACCUGAAAAAUCAGAUGGAAUAGUGGAGGGCAUAGAUGUAAAUGGACCAAAAGCACAGCUGAUGUUGCGGUAUCCAGAUGGAAAAAGGGAACAGAUCACUCUUCCAGAGCAAGCUAAACUGCUAGCUUUGGUGAAACAUGUCCAGUCUAAAGGAUAUCCAAAUGAACGUUUUGAACUUCUCACCAACUUCCCUCGAAGGAAACUCUCUCAUCUGGACUAUGACAUUACAUUACAAGAGGCAGGCCUUUGUCCUCAAGAGACUGUCUUUGUACAGGAAAGAAAUUAACAUCAUGGCCUGACCUCUCUCAGCUCACCCCUUUUUUUCCCUUUUCCUGUGAGAUACCAUGUCACUGAGUAUGCAUUUUGGCUCAUAGGACCAUAGAGCCAAAGUUGGGCAAGCAAGUCACCUGCCUUCUCUUUUUAUUUCUUGCUCUCUCUCCCCACCCCCACCUUUUCUCUCCUCUUCAAUUUUCUUCUUUUUCCUGCUUUUCUUUCUUUCUUACCUAAUCUGGUGACCAAAUGGAAGUGUAAGGAUAAGACCUCCUAGUACUGGCAGCAGGAAAUGUGUGUUCCAACAAGUGGUCUCUUGCACGGCACUUUUUCGGGAUCAAAUAAUGUUACUCCUCCGACUCCUUUGUGAAAGGAAUGGCUAGUUUCAGAAUAAGAACAACCUCCCUUUUUUGUAAGCCCCAUUUUUAGUAGGGAGAAGAAAUUCUCUAACACAUGUUUCAUUUUGUUUUGUUGUUCAUGUAGGAAAUACCACGUAACAAAAUAUCCAGACUUUUGUUUUACAUGAAAAAAGCAUCCCUUAUAAUUGUUGCUCAUGGUACUUAAAAUUUUUUUUCAAAAGAUUCUUCCCAGCUAGAGUUAUUUCCAUCAUAUGUGUUGUAGGCAGAAUGAGUGUUAAAUGUAGAGUGAGUAGCAUGGGUGGCUUUCAAUAUCCUAGCCCGAGACAGCUUUCUUCGUUAUUACUCUUUAAACUGUAUUGAUCCUGCUAGUCCCAGAAUGGACAUUUAGUGAGUACAUUGUGUGACUGGGAUAGGAAGGUGCUUGCUGUUUUUGCCAGUACAGCAUAUUAGUUCCUUUGGCCCUUCCAUUGUUUGGGUCCAGAAGUGAUCUAUAGGAAGGCAGCUGUUCAAUAAUCAUGCAGUACAAUGGCUUGUAGUGGGAACCAUAUGGUUAUUGAUUGUCCUAUGUGCUUUAAGGCAUACUUAUGUAUGUCCCGGGGGAAAAAGAAAAAGAUGCAGCUGAGAGUUGCUAACCAUGUUCCUUUGGUUAGAAGUAAAUGAUUCAUUUUUUACCCCUGAUUGGAACAGUCUCUAAAAGGCUCUGGUGAUUGAAUGAGCUUAAUUCCUCAUGCUGUUUUCUUGUAAAAGGUAUCGAAACUGAAAGCCUCUCUAAGGGGAAAAACUUUAAAUUCAGCUCAUAAGACAACAUUUAGUAAGGGAGGUAGGAAAGAUUACCAGUAAUCUUCAGAUGUUGUGGGUAUUUUCUGCCAACAAAAGCCACAUUCAAAUUGUAGUUGGUGAAAGCUUCUUUCAGUAUUAUUUAGAAAAGACCAUCUUGAAUCUAUCUAAUACAGUUUGACUUAUCAGCUUCACUAUAUGCUCAGGUCUUAUUUUGAGCAUUAAGUAGAGUCCUCUGAAGGGGUAAUAGUGAUUCUGGUGGCAAAAUCAGAACUUUAACUUGUUAUAAAACCAUAAUGUAGAAUGGACCUAUUUUGUCAAUUGGGGAUUCUUCUACUUGAGGAACAUAAAUUGCUAUUGCACAGAGACCUUUAAAUUCCCAUAUACUUUAGGAUCACUCUGUUGGCAACUAGGGGAUUAAAAAAAAAAGAUGCUUAUGCAUUGCUAGUACACAAUUAGAGAAUAUUUCUAACGGUUGGAUUUUGAGGGACCCUCCCUAAAGAAUGAGUUAUGUAUCUCCUCAAGGAAAUCAUGGAAAAUUCUGUUUCUUCUUCAGUGAGUCCUUUUGAAUUAAUGUUCUUACAUUUUUUCCUAAGUCUGUGUAAGUGCUUAUGUAUAAGUAUAUAAUUGUAUAAAUAUUUAUAAAUAUA
Messenger RNA from Equus quagga, 3337 nucleotides. It is a transcript of the gene UBXN7, whose product is annotated as UBX domain protein 7. Gene Ontology annotation, cellular component: nucleus. Gene Ontology annotation, biological process: proteasome-mediated ubiquitin-dependent protein catabolic process. NCBI's taxonomy places the organism in Eukaryota, Metazoa, Chordata, Mammalia, Perissodactyla, Equidae. The transcript has 11 exons. Gene Ontology annotation, molecular function: ubiquitin binding. Bases 8 to 1567 code for a protein of 519 amino acids. The record is from RefSeq and is a predicted model, not a curated record.